Alligator sinensis (Chinese alligator) is the source of this 2680-nucleotide messenger RNA. RefSeq names its product WD repeat domain 54 (gene WDR54). Gene Ontology annotation, biological process: sperm axoneme assembly; cilium assembly; cilium-dependent cell motility. The annotation marks the transcript as partial. Gene Ontology annotation, molecular function: protein binding. Lineage: Eukaryota; Metazoa; Chordata; Crocodylia; Alligatoridae. The record is from RefSeq and is a predicted model, not a curated record. The transcript has 5 exons.
GGGCGGGAGGUGGGCAGCCCGCCCCCAUGCACGGGCGGGGCGUGGGCUGUCGCAGGGACGUCGUCGGGCCUGGUGCUGGUGUUCGACGUCCCCGGCAAGGGCCCCAACAUCACGCUGAGCGAGGUCCUGGAGGAGCACCGUGAGGCCGUCACCGACAUCGCCGCCGAGCUCAGCGACAGCCCGGCUGGCGCUGCCGACGUGGUGACCGCGGACGACGUGGGGACGCUGUGCGUCUGGAGGGCCGGGGAGGCGUUCGCUCUGCUCACCAGGAUCUCGGCCAGCGGCUGCACCUGCUCCUCCGUGAAGCUGUGGAAGGGGGUGAUCGCCGCCGGCUACGGCAACGGGCAGAUCCGGCUCUACGAGGCGGCCACGGGGGUGCUGCGAGCCCAGGUGCACGCCCACGCCCGCUGGAUCUACGCCCUGGACCUAGCGCCGCUGUCGGGGAAGCUGCUCUCUGGGGCCGAGGACUCCUUUGUCCACGUCUGGCAGCUUGGCCUGGACCCGGACACGGGCGACGUGGAGAUCGAGCACUGCCACUCGGAGUGCGUGACCGACACCCAGAUCUGCGGCGCCCGCUUCUGCGACCCCGAGGGCAGCUCUUUCGCCGUCACCGGCUACGACCUCAGCGAGAUCAUCCGUUACGGCCAGGUCUAGCUGCCCGGGGGGCCUUGGUCUGACCGGGGGGCCACGGCCAUGUCCGAUCCCAGUGCCCAGCUCUGCUGCAGCAGUGUGUCCCUCAUGGGGAAGGAGCCCCCCGCUGGGCUCCUGCAGCAGGAGGCCAGGCCAGCCGUGUGGGGCGGGGGCUGCAGCUGUGCCCUCCCCAGGGGGAAGGCACUUGCUGGCGCGGGAGCUGGGCCCUCCCGAGAGGGAGCUCCCCUCUGCUCAGCAGCCUGCGGCUCAAGGCUGAAUGAGACUCGGCCUCGUCCUGUUUCGGCCCCCCAGCCAGCACCCUUCUUGCCCAGGGCAGGUGACUGGAGUGGCACAGCUGCUGCAGCUUCCAGCCCCCGCCCGUGGGGCUCUGACCUUGCCCAGAGAUCAGAGCCUGGGGGGGCUGUGGCCCCACUGCAAUGCUCCAGGGCCCAGCAGGGCUCCGACAGCCCCCCCGGCCUCUCACGCACAGCCGUCCCUUCCAGGACCCUGUGUCAGGGGCAGGGGUUGGUGAGGGCAGCCCCUGCCUGGAUGCCUCCAGACCCCAGGGCCCACAAGCUUUCCACUGAAGCUGGGAAGCCUGCGGCCAAGCUGGGCGAAGCCAGGGAGGAACCGCUGCUGUUCUCUUUUCUAGGUCAUGGCAGCAUCCCGGGGGGGUGGUUGGGGGGGAGCCUGGCAGCCGGCUGCAGCUCAGCCCUGCUCCCUGCGCCAGCCUCACCUGUGGCCUGCUCUGGGCAGCUGGGCCCAGCAGCAUGGAUGGGGCUGCCUCUGGGCCAGUCCUGCCUGGGCAACAUCUCCGCAGCUCUCCAGGCUGGCUGUGGUGAGCAUCGCUGCCCCAGCCAGGCAGGGUGGUGGGAACGGGGGCUCUGCACCUGCUCCCCCUGCCCCUGCCCCUGCCCCAGCCCAGUCUGCACUCAGGCUUCUCCCUCCAGGCAGCCGAUUGGGGCUGAGGCUAAGCAUGAGGGUCCAGGCCCUUCCACUGGCCCAGGAUGCUUAGACUGGCUGCACAGCCUCCCUGGGGACCCUGCCGCUGGGCUUCUCCCUGGCUCAGGGACCUGCUGCAGCACCACUGCAUCUCCUUACACUGGCAUGAGCCCUGCCUGGGUCAGAAUCCUAGACAAUGAGGGUUGAAGGGAUCUCAGGAGGUCACAUCUAGUCCAACCCCCUGCUCGAAGCAGGACCAGCCCCAACUGCAUCAUCCCAGCCAAGGCUUUGUCAAGCCGGGUCUUAAAUACCUUCAAUGAUAGAGACUCCACCACCUCUCUGGGGAGCUUGUUCCAGUGCUUCCUAGUGAGAGUUUUUCCUAAUAUCCAAUCUCAACUUGGCUUGCUGCAGCUUGAGCCCAUUGCUCCUUCUGUCAUCUGCCCCCACUGAGACCAGCCCAGCUCCAUCCUCUUUGCAGCCCCCCUGCAGGGAGUUGGAGGCUGCUAUUCAACCCCCCUCAGUCUUCUUUUCCAGACCAUAUCAGCCCAGUUCUCUAAGCUGCUCCUCACCAGUCCUGUCCCCCAUCCCCACAAUCGUUUUCAUUGCCCUCCGCUGGACUCUCCAAUGUGCCCACAUCCUUUCUGUAGCGGGGGGCCACAGCUGGACACAGGACUCCACAUGUGUCCUCCCCAGUGCUGAAUAGAGGGAAAGCAUCACUUCCCUCCGUCUGCUGGCAACGCUCCUACCCAUGCAGCCCAGGACGCCGUUAGCUUUCUCUGUAGCAAGGAUCACCUGCCACUGCUCCCUGCAGAAGCCUCUGGCAGAGGCCUGAAGCCUUCCUGGGCAGCUGGAGAGCCCACCCCAGAGGUGGCCGCACUGCCGUAGUGGCAGAGUAACAGAGUGGGGAUGGGUGUCUUGAGGGAGUGGGAGGCCAUGGCCUUUCUGCAUCUCCUGCCUGGAGGUCCCCAAAGUCUCCCGCAUUGCACCAAGCCCCUCUCUGCCAUGCGGCCCAGCCUGGGGCCAGAGCAUGGCUCCCCAGGGGGGGAGGCGCUGUAGUUGCUCUGCCAGGGCCCUUGAGACACUGCCAAUAAAUCAGCUUGAACCCCAA